UACAGCAAGGAAGUAUCCUCAGUUGAGAUAUCCACACCGGAGACAAAAGAGUCGAACGCUUUUUCCUUUCCUUCAACCAACCUAUAUUUUGGAGGAUCUGUUUUUACAAAGCGGAACCACUAUUCUUUCGAUGUUGACAUCGUCGUUUUCUGAUUAAAAGGGCACUGGGUGGGCUCUAAUAUUUUGCAUUUAGGAGGUGUGAGAAGUUCAACAGUGGAUUUUCAGAUAUUUUACUGUUAUUGACAACUCUUAUGUCCCGCUACUAAAGCGGUUUAGGACAUGUCCGAUUCGUCCAGACCACACAAUCGGUCCAAUGUCUCGACCACUCUAAUUGAGAGAGGGAAAAGCGGAGAGUCGCAUCCGGGUGGUGGAGCAGCCUCCCGUGCCGAACCGUCUGACAUCCCCCAGUCCUGCGAAGGGGACCAGCAGUCACGGGGAGGAAUAAUGGUUCCGAAUAGUCUGCUUGGUUUCCAGUCGAGGUCGCCGGUGUUCAGAACACUGUCCAGGUCCUCCAGUGGAUAUUUUUCGUUCGACAGCGAUUCUAUUCCAAGCUCCCCGAUAUUGAAAGAUAACAAGUCGACACAGACUCCGAGCCCAUCUAGCCAAGUCAUUACCCACGCACUGCAGCGCAUGUCUCAGGCACUGGAGACCCGGCGAGAUUAUGACGUGUGGCCCAACCCCCUCCGGCCCAAUAGAGCACGCCCACCACCGACUGCGGGGGACAUGCGGCCAGAGAUACUAAUCGGUCAGGAGCUUCAGCGCAUUGGAGAUGAAUUUAACAACCUCUUCAUACAUGGGUCCAUAACCCCGGGAUGUUCCUGUCAUGGACGUCGUGUAGAUUUGUAUCUGUUUUCUUCAUCGCCAUCCCCAAGGGCCACUUCCUGGUACCCAUAAAAGGGGAAGGUUUGUCUGUAUAAUCAAAAAGAUGAACUGAUGACUGGACUUUGUAUUUGCUCACUAAAAAAACAGAAAUAUUUAUUUCUAAUGAGUGCAUGAGCAUUUGCUGUGAAUAAUGUGUUACUAAUGGCUCAGGGUGUCGGAGGAGAAAUACAUAUUGACACACCUUUCAACAGGUGAGGCUGUUGAAACACACAUUCUAGAACAGAACAGGGUGUGUGUGUGUGUGUCUAUGUGCCAUGUUCUGGUCUCAGGUGUUUGGUUGACGUCAGAGAGGAAUUCUGCAAGACUGUCUCUUUCUAGAAUCUAGAGCUGUCUCAUAUGUCUCCCAUCUGUCACAAUUGUCUAUUAAAUAACUUUAUACAGGUUAUUACGUUGUGUGUUACUGCCAAGUGCAGGUGUUUCAUACAGUUCUAUGUAUAGGUUUUCAACUGCCAAUAACUGUCAUAAUGCUUGUAUCUGGAUGAGCCAUAUUACUUCCUAGCUAGUGACUAUAAAGUGAGUCAUUUCAUUGUAGACAAAGUGUUUGUGUGUUUUCAGGUGUCACGUAAGGUGAAUCAAAAAACCUCCUGCACACUUUGUUUACUGAUCCACAGGUCUGUGUCAUCUGUCAAACUUCCUAGUUCUUCCUUCUGAUUGGCUCUAUGGCCUCUGGCCACCCACACAACUGACCAGUGACCUACAUUACACUAGCGAUGACCAGGUUUUGUUUUGCUACACACACACACACACACACCAUUCCUUCUCUGCCUAAAAGCCAUCAUGAAAAAUACUAAUUAAGGCUGUCUGAGUGUGCAAUCAAGGUCAAUGAGGCCAAGGCCAGAGGUUUGAGACUGGCAGGAGGAAGGGUCAGGUUACAGGGAUGGUGCAGUGUAGCUGGUUGGUGAGUGAGUGGUUGUGUUGCAGCAUAGCAGGACUACGUGACUGCUCAGCUUUAUUAUGCCUACCCUGCGGUUAAGGCUCUCAGGGAGCCCACUGUGGGCUCUAAUUAUCCACUGGUCCGCCUUUACAGGCCUCACUCACCCAGCGCCAUGGAGACACACUCAGUCCAGCUCCGGCCCUCCAGACCUGAUCUUUGUCAUCUUCUCCCAGGGUCAGUUUGAACCAAGGCUCCAAAGGUUGUCAUGCUUUGUGUGAGGCGCUGGAAAGAACUUCUGAGUGGAGUUGGUCCACUGUUAAGUCUUUGAGUGUGUUGCGGCUUUGGGUGUCUCAGUACUCGCUUUCUCUGGUUCAGGGUUUGCACUUUUGGAGCUAUUCCAUUGGUUCCAUUGCACCAGGCCAGCUCAAUCAAGCACAGCUAAAGUAUUUGGAAGAAAUCCAAGUACUAUUUGAGCCCAGGUCUGGUGAGACGUCUCUCCAGUGGUGAAUAUAGUAGUGUGAGACAUAAGGACAAGCACCCUGCUAAUGCAAAGCAGAUGUCUGGCCACAGAAACAUGUUGUUAUUCUAAGAUAACUAAGGUCUGCAUUUUGCCACUCAAAUUAUCUGAGCAUUCACAUGGCAGCUCACUUCUUUGUGGAGUUUCUAUCUUGUUUUUAAAUUGUUACGCAAAGGGAUUUUCAUUAGGAAGCAGUGACGGCCCAUCUUAUUUGUGACGCAAUAUUAUUUUGGUUUAGGACCUGCAGUCUUUGUCUUGUAGAACAAGGGAGAGAGAAGUUUGUCUGUUUGGGAACUAUUUUAAGCAGCUACGUAAUAGCUUUUUUAAUCAAAUAAAAGCACAUUCGCUGAGUGUAAGUGACUACUUUGUUUUUCCUCAGCAAUUGCAGGCAGACAUCUGCGAACGUAUUAGCGAGUCACUUUAAUUGCAUGUCUUCUACUUCAAAUUGUGGCUGCUCUCCCAGUUUGUUCGAAUUGUUUUUCAGUGUUCUUCUGGCCUUGGACGUUUUUGUUAAGCUUGCAUGUGGUGUUGCAGAUUUCACUCUGCGUUCUCUCACAUCAGAUCAAUUGUCAGAGAGAGAUUGGCCAGUCAGCAUGUGGUACCUGAAAAUCACACAGUUUGGGAACAGAAACAGCUGAAUACUCAGGCCCUGAUCCAUUAGACUUGAGACUAGAUUGAAAAGUGUUAAUGUUUUGUAAUAUUGUACCAAUUAGCUGUUUGUGGGCAUGGGUGCGAAACUGUCAGUGUGUGUAUUCAGUGAAUUUGUGUAUUAACGUCAUCACUGCCAAAAACCUGAUUCUUAAAGGGAAAGAUAAAUUGAUCCCAUUUUUAAGGAAAGUAGCAAGUACAGUACAAAAUCCCUUUAAUAAUAUAUUAUUAAAGGGAUCAUUCACCUGUUGAUUUGCCUUUUUCCAGCCUCUCAUGUUGCAUGCCUCAGGGUGUGAAGUGCCGUGUGAUUACAUAAUGUGUGUACUAGCUAUAUAAUGCAAUACAAAAUGCAACAUUGAGUCACAAUACUCUAAUACACACCAGAGAGGUUUUACCCUCAGACUCAAUGGCCAAAUAUCUGGAUCAAGUCUAUGUGUAUACCCUGUGUUGAAACCACUGCCUGGAACGGUUCAAUUAGUCAAGCUUACAGUAAGUACAGACAUCUUUCUUAUUCUAUUAAAAUCUCAGUAAAACAAAGUGCUGAGUAAAGGGUUUGAAUACUUAUGUAAAUAAGGUAUUUCUGUUUUAUAAUG
This is a messenger RNA of Coregonus clupeaformis (lake whitefish), 3514 nucleotides long. RefSeq names its product BCL2 like 11 (gene bcl2l11). The transcript is spliced from 4 exons. The record is from RefSeq and is a predicted model, not a curated record. Lineage: Eukaryota; Metazoa; Chordata; Actinopteri; Salmoniformes; Salmonidae. Bases 280 to 894 code for a protein of 204 amino acids.